Corticium candelabrum is the source of this 1114-nucleotide messenger RNA. RefSeq names its product 5'-AMP-activated protein kinase subunit beta-2-like. Gene Ontology annotation, molecular function: protein kinase binding. Lineage: Eukaryota; Metazoa; Porifera; Homoscleromorpha; Homosclerophorida; Plakinidae. The record is from RefSeq and is a predicted model, not a curated record. The coding region runs from base 166 to 942 and encodes 258 amino acids. The transcript has a single exon. Gene Ontology annotation, biological process: signal transduction. Gene Ontology annotation, cellular component: nucleotide-activated protein kinase complex; cytoplasm; nucleus.
CUCCACCUACUCUACUAUCUAGACUAAAUUUAAAUUUAGUAACAGUGCGACGAUUUUAUGCGGAAGCCGGUGGCGACUUUACACAAUUCUUCUUUCACGAGAGGCAAUACGUUGGAAGAGAGUGAGUCCUAAUUAAGCGAGGCUCCAGUUGAGGGACGACGGACAAUGGGUCAGGGUCUGUCAGGCGCUAGGUCGCCUCCUACCACCGCUAGAGGCCUAGAGAGUGGAGAUGCCGCUUCCAGAGAAAGCCAUACGCUCUAUGGAGCACCGUUACAAACGGGAUCGCUGUCUACUCGUCUAGGAACUCCCGGCAUUGUUGUUCAACCCCCAACACCAAACCAGAUGAAAGUAUAUCCGGUUGUAUUGCGAUGGACCGGUCGUGGACGUGAUGUGUGCGUGUCUGGCAGCUUUAACAAUUGGCAAACCAAGCUACCACUUUACUCCAGCCAAGGCGAUUUCAGUACAAUCCUCGAACUUCCCGAAGGUCAUCACCAAUAUAAAUUUUUUGUCGACGGAGUAUGGAUGCAUGACUCCGAUGAGACGACUGUUUCUGAUAACUUCGGCGGAAUGAACAAUAUUAUGAUGGUCAAGCCUAGUGAUUAUGACCUUUCUGAAGCUAUUGAUGGCAGUUUGGAGUAUACAGUCGGUGUGGACUCGAAGCUGUCUUCUACACCGCCUGGUGAAUAUGCUCAGGAGGUCCCUGAAUUGCCAUUUGGUAGUGGUCCUACUCCUCCUCCUGUAUUGCCAGCGCAGUUAAUGCAGGCUAUAUUGAAUGCUGAACCAGAGAGUAAGGAGGAUCCUAGUCUGUUGGCGGAACCGAGUCACGUGAUGUUGAAUCACUUGUAUGCGUUGAGUGUGAAAGACGGUGUGAUGAUUUUAGGAGCGACACACAGAUACAAGCAGAAAUAUGUCACCACGAUGUUGUACAAGCCAAUAAACUAGACAGGAUGAAAUUGUGAAACACUGGUAGUAGAUCUAUAUUACACAGCAACUUAAUUAACAUGGAAUCGGUGGUUUGUUGUUUUAUUCUUGUAUUGGGCUGAUAAAUGCACUUUGAAAGUAAUAGUAAUAAUUUUUGUCAAGUGCCAUUAGGAUAAAUUAGUUUGUAUUCUAG